Toxotes jaculatrix (banded archerfish) is the source of this 3065-nucleotide messenger RNA. RefSeq lists its product as uncharacterized. The transcript is spliced from 7 exons. Lineage: Eukaryota; Metazoa; Chordata; Actinopteri; Toxotidae. Gene Ontology annotation, molecular function: GTP binding. The coding region runs from base 283 to 2250 and encodes 655 amino acids. The record is from RefSeq and is a predicted model, not a curated record.
CUGAACAAAAACUCCACGGUAGCUCAGUAAUGGAGGUUUUGAGGGCACAAAUGUUGUGGGUGAGCCAUUAAUCGACUAAUUUUUGAUAUGAGAAACUAGAAGGAAUUCAGUAAUAAGAGUAAUAGAAAUAAUAAUGAGAACAAAUUACCAUAUAAAAUAAUGCUAAUAUGUUUUUGGUUCAGGAUUUUUCUGAAACUUGUUUAAGCAGGAAAAAGGCAUAGAUUUACCAACACUUAGAAAUUGUAAGUGUAUCUAAAGAAACAAGUGAGCGGCAUUGAGAAAAUGAAGAGAAGUUAUCCCUUUGGCAGCGAAAAAGGAAAGAAGAAAAAAGAAGAGGAAGAGAAAAGAAAGCAAGAAAGUGAUACUACUCCAGACCUGAGACUGAUUCUCGUUGGAUCACAGUGGUACGCAGCUGACUCAGUUGCAAACACAAUCUUAGGAGGAAGCUUUAAAUGGGGGAGAAGAACUGCUCAGAGUGUGACACACACAGCCCAGGUGAAUGGAAAGGUAAUCCAGCUGGUGAAGGCUCCUGUGUGGUUUAGGGGUUACCAUCUGUGUGAUACAGCAGAACUUGUGAAGGAGGAACUUGUCCUCAGUGUCACCCACUGCAAACCAGGACCCCAUGCUUUUAUUCUGCUGGUUGAGGCUGACUUGCCGUUCACAGAUGCUUGUGCCAAAGCAGUAGAGGCUCACUUAGAGCUUUAUGGAAAAGAUGUGUGGAACCACACUGUUGUACUCUUCACCUGUGUGGAUUAUCUGGGAAAUUCAGACUCUGAGGAUUACAUUGCUGGUGAAGGGGAAGGCUUGAUACAGCUCCUGAAGAGAUGUGGACAAAGAUUUGUGUGUGACCACACAGAGGAACGUCAAACUUUAACUCAAAGGCUUCUGGAAAAGGUUGAGAAGUUGGUGGAGAGGAAUGAGGGAAGACAUUUUGAAAUUGAAGAGAAAGGACUGCAGAGAAUUCUCCAAAAGAGGGAAGAAGUAAAAAUGAGAGCAGAAAGCAGAAGACAAAGAAGAAUCAAAGAGAAGGAAACACAAGAGAAGGAGUCAGGAACAUCCAUAUCAGCUGUAACCAUCAUCUUGCUGGGCUGGGUUUUUGCAUCAAAAACUACUGUAGGUAGUGCCAUUCUGGGUAUCCCCAAAGACGAGGGGAGAACAGAAAAAUGUGUGAAACAAACUAAAGUCAUAGGAAAACGACAACUGAAGGUGACUGUGGUGGAUACUCCUGGAUGGUGGAAAUAUUUUCCUGCCAAUUUGGUACAGACUGCCAUCAGAUCAGAGAUCAUGAAGGCAUUAGAUCAGGACGAGGAAACAACCCACACAUCUGCCACAGAAAACCCUCAAGACCAAGUUUCAUCAGGUCGAGCCUUCCUCCUGAUGGUCCCAGCCAACACUUCAUUUACUAAUGAACAGAGGAAGAUCAUAGAAGAUAAUAUGAGACCUUUUGGUGAGACAAUUUGGCAAAACACCAUUCUGGUCUUUACCGAAAGUACUUGGCUGGGAGAGUACCACAUAGAGCAGCACAUCGAGAGUGAAGGGGAAGCUCUCACCUGGCUUGUAGAGAAAUGUGGGAACAGGUACUUUGCCUUAAAAAAUGACACAGAGGAGCAGAGUAUCAUGAAAACUCAGAGUGAAGAGCUGUUAGACAUGGUUGAAGAAAUGUUGUCCAGAGGUCAGAGCAGUCCAAAGAAGGAGACACGGCAGACAGCAGAAAUCAAAGACCACGCAGAAGCUAGUGAGGGACCAGUUGAUGAGGACCUGAAGAAAAUUGCAGACCAGCUCCACAGAAUGUGGGACUGGAAAUCAUGGGACAUUGAGGAAGUUAUGGUGAGAUUUGAUGAAAGACCCAUGGAAGACUGCACAUGUGAUGAAGACAGCAUGAAGCGUCAUUUUUUUGAUUUUCAGAGAAGAGAGGUGGAAAAAGUGCUACGAGAGGAACUGAGAGGAAAAAGCUUAGAAGAGAUGUUGAAUAUUCUCUUUGAACUCUACCUUCGUAGAGAAUGUGGAGCCUUUGAUAUUGUCUCCAUCAUUUGUGAGAAGGAAGCAAUCAAACCUGAAGGGAAGCAGCUGUUUGAGAGAGAGUGGAGCAGGAGAGAAGUGGAACUGAUGGAUUUUGUCUUUAAAAGACACUUUUCUGCUAAUCGUCCCAGACGAGCUGCUGCUGUUGUUGCUGACACUACUGAGAAGAUAGAUGUGUCUGCAUGGAUUAAGAACCAAAUCCGUAGAGUCCUCAAAGAAAAUAACCAGUAAUUCAAUAUCACGGUGGUGGGUUGCAUUGUAGAAGGUAUUGAAUUUCCAUCCAAGCUUCAUUCAAAAGUAACUACAUUUAUUCAAAGUUAUAUAUAUCAUGUUUGUAUAAGUUACAACAGCAAUAUGUUCAUAUAAGUCAUAAAUCUCAUCACUAUCCAGUAAUGACUUCCAUUUUUGAUGUCUGAGUCUUUUCAGAGCUGUAGAUUAAGUGGAUUUUCUCUCAGGUAACUCAGUUAACACAAGCUAAAGAAAACUACUUUUUUUACUGUGACUUUGAAGCGAGGUUAUAUGACUGGUCGUCCAUUUGUAUAAAUAUUUCUCACCUGACUCUUCACAUUAAGUAACUUUUACUCCUGUAGUCUGUAAGAAGAGUGGCCAUAAAGGCCUGGAUGUAGCUACUGUGCUUCUAACUUUUGUUUGUUCUCACACCAUGGCAAAAGUCAAAGUGUCUCGUUUUUGUAUGUUUUCUAAGCGUCCAACAGUCAAUAUUGUGUUUCUAUCUGUUUUAUUCAGGAAUGAAUAAGUAGUUGAACCUUUAAAAGUGAGGUACGCUAACUGUAUUCUUGUUGGCUUGAGCCAUGUUGUGCUGCCUCACCAGUCACUUUGUGCUCAGCUUUGAGUAGAUACAUAAAAAAUUAUUUAGAUAUGCCUUAGAUUUUACUGGAGGUUCUGUAUCAGUUAAGGAGAUAAGCUUAAAAUUUAUGAAGUCUAAAUAGAUAAUUGUAAAAAAAAAAAAAUAAUAAUAAAAAUCAGUCAUAUCUGGUUAAAUCAAUUGUAUGCAGCUUUUUACGAUCAAUAAAUCAUUUCCACAUUCA